GAACACGACGUGGCAGCCACACAGAUCACUUCCUCUGCUCGGUGUAAUGUUGACAUCCGGCCCACUUCAUCCCCAACGUUUGCCAUAUCGAAGUGUCUCUGAAGCGGUUUAUUCAGCCGAACUAAGUGGGAAGUAAAGAAGCUUUCAGCGGCUAUGCGGAGGGAGCUGCAGGAACUAAGCAGCUGUGUUGGAGAGCUGAUGGCUGGGCUGCUCCUACUCCUCCUGCUGGGGGACUGCAGUGGAGUUUCUGCAAACAGAGGGGGAUAUCAUUCAUUUACUGAUGAAAUUCCUUUUAAAAUUAGCUGGCCGGGUUCUGAAUUCAGUCUGCCAGAUUCAGGUGCAUUAUACAGCGAAGAUAACUUUGUUAUCAUGACAACAACAGAGAAGGAGAAGUACAAAUGUUUGCUGCCUUCACUGACAGCUGGGGAACAGGAUGAUGAUAAGGGGUACGGCGGUCCCAGUCCGGGUGACCUUCUUGAGCCGCUGUUCAAACGAAGCAGCUGCUCCUACAGGAUUGAGUCUUACUGGACAUAUGAAGUAUGCCAUGGGAAGCAUGUCAGGCAAUAUCAUGAAGAGAAGGAGACUGGGCAGAAGAUCAAUGUUCAAGAGUAUUAUCUGGGGAAUAUGGUACAGAGGAGUCAGUCUUCUGAUACAGAUCAAGUUGAGGAGAAAGAAAACGCCAAAACAACUCAACAAAGAGAAGUUCCCACCAAAAACAUUGAAGGUCAGCUGACUCCAUACUAUGCUGUGGAAAUGGGAAACGGGACUCCUUGUACGCUGAAGCGGAACCAGCCACGCUCCACUGCCGUGUUGUAUGUCUGUCACCCUGAAGCCAAGCAUGAGAUCCUUUCCAUCGCCGAGGUCACCACCUGUGAAUAUGAGGUUGUGGUGUUGACGCCUCUGCUGUGUGCUCACCCAAAGUACAGGUUCAAAUCCUCCCCGGUGAAUGCCAUCUUCUGCCAGGCUCUGGAGGGCUCCCCCCUGCGGCCUCAGCGGCUUAUUCAGUUAGACAAAGAGCAGGAGGAGCUACUUAGACCACCAUUUAGCACUAAUGCCAACACCAGAGAAGAGGACGUAUCACCAGUCAGAGAGGAAGCUUUCCCCUCCACUCACAAACCCAUGAAUGUGGGAGGGCAGGUACAGGUCACAGUUGGCACCACUCAUAUCUCGCGUUUGACAGACGAGCAGCUGAUCAAGGAGUUCCUCAGCGGCUCGUAUUGUCUGCAAGGGGGUGUAGGCUGGUGGAAAUAUGAGUUCUGUUAUGGAAAACAUGUCCACCAGUACCAUGAGGACAAAGAGCAAGGGAAGAACAUUGUAGUGGUGGGGAACUGGAAUGCAGAGGAGCACAUUGAGUGGGCGAAGAAGAACGUAGCCAGAUCCUAUCAGCUUAAAGAAGACGGAGCACAGAAAGUAAAGGUCGUAUCCCACUUUUAUGGACGUGGGGAUUUAUGCGAUUUGACAGGAAAACCCAGACAGGUCAUUGUGAAGCUCAAAUGUAAGGAAUCGGAGUCUCCCCAUGCUGUCACCGUCUACAUGAUGGAACCUCAGACCUGCCAAUAUAUACUUGGGGUCGAGUCGCCGGUCAUUUGCAGAAUUCUUGACACCGCUGAUGAACAGGGGCUUCUGUCAAUCCCCAGUUAAGAUGAAAAGAUCCUGUGAUGAUCCAGCAGUGAUGCAUGAAGGAUGAGAGGACACUUGUAAAACAGAGGACCCUCUGGUGAAAGAAAAGACUUUCAAUGUGAUGAAAGCCAAAACUGUGGUUGAACCCGAUUGUAAAGCUGGACACCAUAUUGCCCAGGAGCGCCGGUCCAUGCCAGGCAUUGCAAGCAGCAUAUGAUACAACCUAAGCUGUUGAUGAUUGAAAAGGGACUAAUGCCUUAAAAGGCAGUGGAUAUAAUUCCCAUACUUCAUAUCUAUGCUUCUCUUUGAGUUGAUCAAUUGCAAACAAGACAAAAUUAGUCUUUUUUUUUUUUUUUAUCAGUGGAACUGACUCACAAU
Molecule: messenger RNA, 1998 nt
Organism: Cyprinodon tularosa
Lineage: Eukaryota; Metazoa; Chordata; Actinopteri; Cyprinodontiformes; Cyprinodontidae
Gene: erlec1
Product: endoplasmic reticulum lectin 1
Exons: 14
Coding region: 154-1641 (495 amino acids)
Biological process (GO): endoplasmic reticulum unfolded protein response; retrograde protein transport, ER to cytosol
Cellular component (GO): endoplasmic reticulum lumen
Source: RefSeq, a predicted model, not a curated record